Molecule: messenger RNA, 785 nt
Organism: Atta colombica
Lineage: Eukaryota; Metazoa; Arthropoda; Insecta; Hymenoptera; Formicidae
Exons: 4
Coding region: 72-785 (237 amino acids)
Source: RefSeq, a predicted model, not a curated record
CGUGCCUUUCCCCGAUUCGGCGCUCCGAUUAGCCGGCUCUCUGUAUUCCACGCGGAAUUCCAUCUGAAACGAUGAGGCUCCAGCGGAUGCUGCUCAUCGUCGGCUAUCUGAUGCGCUAUCACAUCGCCCGUUCAAUAGCCGCACCUAUGAGAGCGACAAGUCAGGCUUUAUUGGAUGAAAAUGAUAUUACGUUUCGGGAUGACAGCGAUGAUGACGUCACGACAGAGGACCCAUUUCUCAAAAAGUGCAUCGUAGAUGGGAAUUCCUAUUUUCACAGUCAAACGAUACCGUCGUAUGACUCGAAUUCACAUUGCCUGUGCGUCGUCGGUGAAGUUUAUUGUUGGUGGCAAGAUUAUAAUUCGAACAUCGUCUCGUCGCUUGGCUCUUCUCCGCGAUCGACCACAGUGGAAAGCAAUUACACUUCAUCUCUGGAAAUGAGGACGGACAUUAUGGAAGAUUUUGAGGCUUCCGGAAAUUUUGACUCGUCAGUCAGCCAGCAAGGACACAUAGAAAUUAACACCACUUUGUCAGUCACAACGUCUUCUGUACCGACCAUUUGCCUUGUGAUGGGGAGAGAGUAUCGACAGGGUGAGAUACUACCACAUUCAACCGGGAACUGCGUCGAAUGCAGCUGCGGAUCCGAAGGCCGCAUCGAAUGCUCGCCAAAAGACUGUGUGGCACUACGACCUGAGAUAUUAGUUGCACAUGAUAAAUCCGAGGUACCCGACGGCGAUUUCGAAGUUUUUAACUUAGUGCGGAAUUGGGAUAUCGACGAAAAUUUCUAA